Paramormyrops kingsleyae is the source of this 2489-nucleotide messenger RNA. RefSeq names its product LIM homeobox 3 (gene lhx3). Gene Ontology annotation, cellular component: nucleus. Lineage: Eukaryota; Metazoa; Chordata; Actinopteri; Osteoglossiformes; Mormyridae. Gene Ontology annotation, biological process: neuron differentiation; regulation of transcription by RNA polymerase II. The record is from RefSeq and is a predicted model, not a curated record. Gene Ontology annotation, molecular function: RNA polymerase II transcription regulatory region sequence-specific DNA binding; DNA-binding transcription factor activity, RNA polymerase II-specific; zinc ion binding.
GGGCUUUAGACUCUGAAACACACGGCGGAGGCGCCGCUAUUUUUGUCCGUAAUUUUGGGACGUGAAGAGAGGCUGCGGUCCUGGCUUGUUGGUCACAUUGUCUUCUGUCUCUGAACAUCAUGCAAAAGAUCCCAGUUUGUGCGGGUUGCAACCAGCACAUAGUGGACCGUUUCAUUCUCAAAGUGUUGGACCGCCACUGGCACAGCAAGUGCCUGAAAUGCAACGACUGCCAGUCCCAGCUGGCCGACAAGUGUUUCAGCAGGGGCGACAGCGUCUACUGCAAAGAGGACUUCUUCAAGAGAUUUGGAACCAAAUGCGCUGCCUGUCAGCAAGGUAUCCCACCGACCCAAGUCGUGCGAAGGGCGCAGGACUUUGUGUAUCACCUACACUGCUUCGCCUGCGUUGUAUGCAAGAGGCAGCUGGCGACUGGCGACGAAUAUUAUCUGAUGGAGGACAGCAGGCUGGUGUGUAAAGCUGACUACGAGACUGCUAAACAGAGAGAGGCAGACUCCACGGCGAAAAGACCACGGACCACCAUAACGGCGAAACAGCUGGAGACACUGAAAAACGCUUAUAACAACUCGCCCAAGCCGGCCAGGCACGUCCGUGAGCAGCUCUCAUCGGAAACCGGCCUGGACAUGAGAGUGGUGCAGGUGUGGUUCCAGAACAGGCGCGCGAAGGAGAAGCGGCUGAAGAAGGACGCAGGCCGACAGAGGUGGGGGCAGUAUUUCCGCAGCAUGAAGAGGUCACGGGGCGGCUCAAAGUCAGACAAGGACAGCGUUCAGGAGGAGGGCAUGGACAGUGAUGCAGAGGUCUCCUUCACAGAUGAGCCCUCCAUGUCUGACGUCAGCCAUUCCAAUGGGAUCUACAGCGGCCUAAACGAGACGUCCCCCGCCAUUGCCCGAGGAGGGGGUAACCACGGAAACUUCCCCCUAGACCAAGGGGUCAUCCCGCCACAAGACCAGUACCAUGACGUCCGAUCCAGCAGCCCGUACGGCCUGCCCCAGUCCCCGAGUUCCCUGCAGGCCCUUCCUGGACAUCAGCCGCUCAUCUCCAGCCUGGUGUACCCCGACUCUGGGUUGUCCAUCAUGGCCCAGGGCGGGCCGCCCAACAUGAGCCAGGCCAUGCGGGUGAUGGCUGGUGGUAACGGCCCCAGCUCAGACUUAUCCACGGGCUCCAGCGGUGGAUAUCCGGACUUUCCAGCGAGCCCUGCCUCCUGGCUGGACGAGGUGGACCACACUCAGUUUUAAAGACCCGUCAGUGGAAAACAUGAGAUGUACAAAAUACGUGUCUCUGGACAAAUGUCUUUUUCAUGACGUGGGAAGGACCCCUCCAUCAUGCUGUGUUUGUGACUAUAGACCGUUUGAUGAAGCCGUACCCCGUCCUUCGUUGAGCUCCUCAAAUGCCCCAAUACUUCUGCUUAGACUGCAUUUUCACUUCACAUUUCAUUCAGUCUCCAUCCGCAUGGCCAGGAUGUGGGGCAGGACUUGCAGGGAAACUAUCUAGGGUAGACCACGGACUGUCAGAGCAGCUCUCAUGAAAUGACUAAUUCAACAGAAAAUAGACUUCUGGUGGCAAUCAAUGGGCAAGGGAAAAAGGAAACAGAAAAGUAGAGUUUCACAGUUUGUAGCCCACGAGUUUGGCUUUCUGCGGCAAGACACCUCCUGAGCUUCUGCUCCGAACACCCCUCUGACAGCUGCUGAAGCUCCCUCCUCUCCUAAAAUCAUCUUGUCAGAUCUGAAAAGUCUGCAGAAUUGUCUUGAAAAACUCUAUAACAGGGCUAUUCAAAUCCUCAGGGUGCCCUCUACACCCUUCCUUUACCGGUGAGCCAGGUGUGAUGCCUCUGUGGCCAAUCAGAAUCAGUAACUAUUAAAGUACCUGGAAGAACUGAAAACAAGGCCUGGAUUUGGAAUAGAGGGCCAGAUUUGAAGAGCCCUGCUCUAGAAGGGAGAGGAGUGGAUUUCUGAAAACACCACGAUGCCUGACACCACAUUUAUUUUUUGGAGAAAAAAAAAAAAUUCCUUACUACGCAUUCCUAUUUUCUCAUCAAGUAGGAGGAAACACCAGCACUGUAUUCCCCCAGAAGUAACCAUUUUCUUUGCAUCUUUACAUAGAUCUGAUGUUAUCCCUAGAGAAAAAGUGUGUGAUUGGUGUAUGGGAAGUGGGAAGACACACUGCCUUAUGCAGCUGGCCCCAGCCAGGAAACGCCACAUCAGGCACUUCCAGCCCUAUCCACCGCUUUCACUUUUUUUCACUCUUUAUAUUCUUGUUGUACUCUUUUCGUCCGUCUGUUGCCAAAUAUCCCUUGUACUCAGUACACUUUAUAAUCAUUGGAAGCUUAAUUUUUACAGCCCCUGGAGAAAAAGAUGGAUUGACAUAAAAAUGUAAAUGUGAUCCUUUAUUAAGUGGGAGUAUUUCUAUGCAUUUGUGUGUCUCAGAUGUAUGUUAAUUAAUUUCGAAACACUGAAACCACCUGGUCAGUGUAACCG